AGUCCGCAAGUGGGAGGUGUGCACGAGCGCAGGGUGUGGUGGAACUAGAGUCACACUAUAUUUUCUAUUAAAAGAUCAGUGGGCAGCGCACCUUUCUCUUUUUAAUAGACAGUCACUACACAUCACUGAACACGAACAACCAUCAAUUAUUCUUACUGCGGUCCGCCGUGAAGAAUUAACAUUGUUGAUACAAGUGGGCGCAGCAAACCAGGCUUGUGAUGUGACAAGCGCGCACUAUGAGCAUUUCGCAGGACAUCGCUCUAGGUCGCAUUUGACAACCUUGACACACCGUUAUUUUGGAGAAUAAAAACUGUCGAAUUGUAAGUCGUAUUGUCAAGUUAAUCGUGGAGACUGGAGUUCGCUUCUCGAUGUGUCAGUGAUAAUUGAACAAUACAGAAGUGGUGUGGUUUGUGUCCAUGCUGCAUCGAUAACCAGGUGCCUCGGGUCUACAAUGAUAAGACAAUAAAUGGCAGAGAUAGGAGAAAAUGUUGCAAGAGGAAGAGAAGAAGGAGAUGAUGGAGUGGGAGGUUUAAGGCCACCUCAUGACCCCGAGAGCCCUGCCCACUUUCCCUUUUCUGCUCCCCCAGUUAGGGCCCACCAUGUCGGGCUCAGGAGGGGCAUCGUGAUCCAGCUAACAGGCACAGAGGGUGAGUGGGACAGUCUGGAUGACAACGAGCUCAUCUUCCCCCUUGAACACAACGACUAUGACGACCAGACUCCCUACAUCUCCCUCUCCAAGGAGAGACAGAACUCCAUGGAAGAGGAGAACCAACACUGCCUGCACUCCCCAGCCUUCCACGUACCCCUCUCCCCCUCCUCACCUGGGUCCCUGGGGGACUGCUCCAACUCAGCCCCCAGCUUCCUCUCCCCCAGCCCAGCCACCCCCACUCACCGGCCACUGGCUAGCCUGGUCAAGUCCCUGUCCACGGAGCUGGAGCUCCCUCAUGGCUCAUCCCUCAGACCCAGGCCCUUCCUCAGCCUAGUCAAGUCCAUCUCUACUGAGAUCUCCCGCUCAGAGCCAGAGGUGUCGCAGUCCAAGUCUGACUCCCGCCUCAACCUGCACCUGCAGUGGAAGAACCUGACUCAGCCUAAGGGAAGGAGUGAUGGAGACUCCCGUACCGCGCCACCCUCGCCCAUCGCUCUAUCCCCGUCCGAGAGCACCAAGGCGGGCUUCUUCAAGAUGGAGCUGGAGGACACAAAGCGGAAGUUCUCUGAGGCCAUGCAGGAGCCUAUGUUCAGUAAACCUAUCAGUAUUUUCAGUAAGAUCAUGGGGGAUGAGAAGGAGAAUGCAGCUGCAGGCAGCCCCAAGCACCAGAGAGCUACAGGGACUCACUCAGCUGGCUCCCCCAGCUCCAGAGGUGUCUAUGUGGGGAGGAUGGAAAGCACGGAGGUGGGCAUCACAGAGUCUCCGCUGCGGAGCGCCAAGAGAACGGAUGGUGACUCUCCGCCGGUGUUUGACUGGCCGUGUGUCAAACACCCAAAGAAGGGUCUGCCCACUAGAACAUGUUCUGUCCACGAUCACCACGGCAACAAACCCAACGACAAUUCAGAGGAACUGGAGAUCUGCACCUACGAUGAAGUCAUGCAGGUUGUUGCCAUUGAGAGUCAUCAUCACAGGUGCCCGCGGAGAUUGCCCGGUUCACUGAUCUCCUCAGGACCCCAUCGUGUGGUUGUUCAACCCACCUCUCCACCUCCUCCACCACACAUGGUGUUGUUCUGUGUGGCUGUGUUGUCCUACGCCUACUUCAUCCUUCCCCUGGGCCCCUAUAUAUCAGGCCUGGCUCUGGGCAUGGCCUUUGGCUUCCUGCUGGGGCUGCUGCUCAUCAGGUUGGGCUCAACUAGGCACACAGCUCAGCCACAUCCACACAGAGACGUUCAGGCCCUGACUGAGGUUGUUAAGCAGGCUGAUACCCUCGGCAAGGAAUCAGACGUCCUCAAGGGCUGGCUGAACGAGAUGUUUGAGUACGACCCAGAGACCUACCACCUGUCCCUGACCCACUCUGUGUUCGCCAGCCUGGAGGGCCACUGCCUCCGCCUGGACUACCCCAGGAACAACAUCAGCCGCAGAGCCACCUACGAUGAAAAGCCUCCCGAGGCUGCGGUUGUCAGCACGCGCUGCUUCCAGCUACGACACAGCAAGGUGUUCCUGCUGCCCUCUGAGCUAGCCCGCAAGAGGCUGUGGAACCUGAAGUACCCUAUCUGCAUUGAGCUGGCAGAGGGAGAGGGGGUCAUGGAGGAGGGGAGGGGCACAGUGGAGACCCCAAGAGAGGAGCAGGGGGGAGACCCCCAACUCCAAACACGACCCACCUCCAACCCCAAACCAGCAGCCAAACUCCCUACAACCCUAUACCUCUUCGGACGGACAGGAAGAGAGAAGGAGGAGUGGUUUCAUCACUUCCUGUCCGCGUCCAUGGUAAUGGAGAAGGAGAAGGAGAAUGAGAGGCCUGGCAGAUGUGUGUGCAGAUCAGAUGUGCCGGUAUUGCGAGGGGUGAGCCCAUCAAGACGGUCCCAGGACAGCAGAGGUUCCAGCAGGAUUGGGAGCACUGAAGAGGACCUCCCCGUUCCCCCUUCUGCCCCCUCCAUCCAACCAUCCAGGGUGGACUCUCCACUGCUGGACUACCCCACCUACAUGGCUCGUUUCCUGCCCUCAGAGCAGCCCAGCCCCCUGCCCAGUCCACCCCUCAACAGCACAGAGACAAGCCCCACCAACAAAGUGAGGUGCACCUGUGAUUUCCCAGAGUUCCCGGUGGAGGACAACACUGACUGGGUCAAUGCACUGAUUGGUCGAAUAUUCUGGGACUUCCUGCGUGAGAAAUAUUGGGCGGACAUUGUCUCCAGAAAGAUCCAGAAAAAGUUGAGCAAAAUCAGACUGCCUUACUUCAUGAAUGAGCUGACUCUGACUGAACUGGACAUGGGCUCCUGUCUGCCCCAAAUCACCAGUGCGUCCAGACCUGUAGUCAACAGCAGAGGCGAGUGUCAACUAAAAAGCUCACUCUUCCUUUUUACUCUCCCUGAUGUUUCUGCGAUGAUGACUAGGGCCGGGUGUUUUCCAGACCAUUGUGUGUGCAUGCGUCAGUGUGUGUGUGUGCGUGUUUGCAUUCGCACAUGUGUGUGUGUGUGUUCUCCAGGCUUGUGGCUGGAGCUGGAGGUGGUAUACACUGGGGCCCUGCAGAUGACCCUGGAGACCAAGAUCAACCUGUCCAAACUGGGCAAGGAGGGCAAGGAAGGAAGCCUGGACACUGACAGCCUCACUGAUACUGGCAGCCAAGGGUCCAGACCCGUCCUCAGUGUUUUGGCUGACAGUGAUGAAGAGUCCUCCAGCGCCGGCUCUUCAGAUGAGGAGGAAGUACUGCUCUCAGAGCACCAAAGCAUUGUGGGAGAAAAGGGGACUCUACCUGGUGCUGAAGGGAUUGCUGCUGGUGGCGGGAGGACAGGCAGGCGGAUUUUGAGAUUUGUAGACAAAAUUGCUAAGUCUAAGUACUUCCAGAAGGCGACAGAGAAUGAGUACAUCAAAAAGAAGAUUGAGGAGAUGUCCAACACGCCCCUGCUGCUGGCAGUUGAGGUUCAGGAGCUUUCUGGAACACUGGCUGUCAACAUCCCUCCUCCCCCUACUGAUAGAAUAUGGUACAGUUUCUGUGUGCCUCCCAAGCUGGACCUGCAUGUCAGACCCAAGCUGGGGGAGAGGGAGGUCACCUUCUGUCAUGUGACCGAGUGGAUCGAGAAGAAGCUGCAGGAUGAGUUUGAGAAAGUAUUUGUGCUGCCCAACAUGGAUGAUAUCUACCUGCCUCUGAUGCAUUCUGGGAUGGACAGUCCUCCAGCUGGGCUGCUGGAGGAGUGUCCAGCCCAGUCGUCACACUCACAACACUCCUCCAUGGAGUCCAUCGAGAGGAUCUCCCAGGACAAUACUGCUGCAGACUUGGACUUGGACUACACUGAACAAAAAUAUGAACUCAACAUGUAAAGUGUUGGUCCCAUGUUUCAUGAGCUGAAAUAAAGGAGAA
Messenger RNA from Oncorhynchus tshawytscha (Chinook salmon), 4001 nucleotides. RefSeq names its product testis expressed 2, like (gene tex2l). Gene Ontology annotation, molecular function: lipid binding. The transcript is spliced from 12 exons. Bases 467 to 3961 code for a protein of 1164 amino acids. Gene Ontology annotation, cellular component: endoplasmic reticulum. NCBI's taxonomy places the organism in Eukaryota, Metazoa, Chordata, Actinopteri, Salmoniformes, Salmonidae. The record is from RefSeq and is a predicted model, not a curated record.